AGUUACAUUAAUUUAAUUUCAACGGAAGGCAGUCAAUGCGUCCAAGGAAAGGCUUGGUCUGCAAUCUGUCUGAAUAAAAUAUUCACUUUUAGCACCAUAGACAUUCAAACACGAAUGUGUGUUUGAUAUACGGAUAAUCUGUUUUAAUGUAAAGACGAGCGCACAAUCCAAGGCAGAAAGGGAGCCUUGUUCUUGAAUCUGACAGUGGCAAGUGGAACAACCGAAAUGGGACUGCAGACUGAGACUACACCAGCAUAGAACAAGCAUCGACGUAACACAUUUCAAGUUUUGGAUGAAUGCUUUAACUUAUGGAUAUUAACUGUUUGGUUGAGUUCAGACGAAGAAGUGUUUCAUGCUGUUCUACUGACACUUCCUGUCAAUUUACCAGUUUUUCAGCUGAAAACAUGGCUAGAUAACUAUUUUAAGAUUUAACAAAUAUUGUUAGCGAGCGGCUAGUUGGUUAGCUAGGCUAAGUACACCAUUGAAGAGGGUUGGGAUUUCAGGCUAAAUUUGGACUGAAGCUAAUCCAGGCUGGUUACAUUGAACAGCUUGUUAGCCAUCCACUGCAUUUUAUGCAACUAGCUAGCAAGCAAUUCCGGAUGUAUGAGGUGACUUAUUAUAGUGAUUGACUGUGUGUUAGGAGAAGUUGCACAUCGAAACUUUUGUCGUCUGCCAGCAGAGUUGUGGAAACAAUGUUUCACUGACCUCGCUAAAUUAGCCGCUGCUUGCUACCAAACGAGACCUCAACCCUGCUAUCCUCAACCAGGCAAUGGAAUUCCAAAUGAGUAAUUUCGGGUGUUGCCCUCCAUAAUUUGAAGAGCAGGGGAACCGGUUCUAUAAACAUAGAACGGCAUCUCCCGUACCACUACACAUGGGAAAGGACUGAGAUUAAAAGGAAUCAGAUUUGAUGUUUUCAAACAUGGGGUCGUUGAAAGCGCUGCAAGAAUGGUGUCGGAUACAAUGCGAAAAUUACAACGAUGUAGACAUCAAGAACAUGUCCACGUCGUUCCGGGAUGGCUUGGCGUUUUGUGCCAUAAUCCACCGAUAUAGGCCGGAUUUGAUAGACUUUGACUCCCUCUCCAAAGAGAACGUCUACGAAAACAACCGCCUGGCGUUUGAGAUAGCUGAGUCUGAGCUUGGCAUCCCUGCCCUGCUGGACCCGGAGGACAUGGUGUCCAUGAAAGUGCCUGACAGACUGAGCAUCAUCACCUACGUCUCCCAGUACUACAACUUCUUCACAAACAAGUCGCACGCCAAUCCCCCUUGCAUGAAGAGGCCAAGUGGUACAGGCCACAUUGAGCCCGCCCAGAAAAAACCCGUCACCCCUCUGGAGGACAAAGUGGUUGAGCCCAAGCUGAGUCUUUUUGGUCAGGCGGACGCGGACGGAGAGGGACAGGCGGGCACGAGGAGUAGCACCCUGAGCAGCACGUGCGCAGCGUGCCAGAGACACGUCCACCUGGUGCAGAGGUUCCUGGUUGACGGUAGGCUGUACCACCGCAACUGUUUCAGGUGCAGGGAGUGUAGCAGCACUCUGUUGCCUGGAUCCUACAAACCAGGAAGUGAGGUCGGUUCCCUGGUCUGCACGCACCAUUUCGCCAGGUCUGCCUUAGCUAGUCAGAACGGCCGUCCAGACCUCAGUAAGCAACCUUCAUCUGUCAGGAUUGGUCGACCCACUCCCCCUCGAUCUCCUCCACCUGGUCGGGACCAGGAAGCAGAGGCCCUGCCCCCGCGAGAGGCCCUGCCCCCGCGAGAGGCCCUGCCCCCGCGAGAGGCCCUGCCCCCGCGAGAGGCCCUGCCCCCGCGAGAGGCCCUGCCCCCGCGAGAGGCCCCAGCCCAAGGGGCCAUCAACAAUGAUUACUCAACCCACACCAAUGACUCUGACUCAACACGGUGUCUUACCUCCACGACAAAAGCAAAUUCUUUGGAAGCAGAGAAAGAGAGGGAUGAAAGAGAGGUCAAGCCUCCACCUUCAGCCUCCGCCCCUCCCAAUCCUUUUGAUGACAGUGAGGAAGAGGCAGAGGAGGGAAAGGGGGUGAAGACUCGGACACCAGUCAAAGAAGCAGCCAAUGGACUCCUCCCUCCUAUGCCUGUCAGUCGACCAGGAAUAGUGGACAACAGGCCAAUCCCGGCCCCUCGCCGUGUGUCGCAUCCCUCCCCUCCUCCUCGCCCCACCCCUAGGGCCCGCCCACUGCAGGUUGACAACCUGGUGGUCAAUGGUGAUGUUGCUGAACACCCGAGGUCUCUUCCUGUCGCCCCCCGACCUCGGGAAAGAUCCAACUCUCCAGGAAGCACCAGCCUAUCCAGUGACGUCCCAAAACCACCCAACCCGCCCUGGCUGGCCCUUGUCCAAUCCCAAGAGCCCAAGAAGAAACCUGCUCCUCCCCCUCCCCCUGGAGGGGCCACACCCCCCCGCACUGGUUCGCUAGCUUCCCUGAAAGCGGAGGGCUCUCCGGCUACACCCCCUGUGGUGCCUGCCAAUCCCUUCGACGACGGCGACGAAGCGGAGGAAGAGGCGGGGCCAGGGCAGGGGUCGGUUGCAGGUUUGGUUCCGCCCACUUUGGUGGUGAGCCAUCCCUGGUACAACAUCUCCCAGGCUGCGGACGCUUCCCCCGGACCAGACACCCCACCCAGUGGCUGUAGCUCCACCCGCUCCGCAAGCCCUGGGGGGUCCAAGGGCAAGAAACGCCCAGCGCCACCGAAACCCGUCCCAAAGUCCCCCAGGUCCAACUCAGCCCUUCCUCACUCCCAGCCCUCCUCUUCCUCUCCCUCACCAGCUAUUAGUAUAGAGAGCCUAUCCUCUGCCUCCGACCAUAGCUCCUCCCAUCCGGCUUCCCUGGGGGGCGGGGCCAGCUGCGACCAGGACAACCCUGUCACUAAGAGCGUAUCGGAGCCCUCCAUCUGCGGGCCCUGUGGUGACCCCGCCCCCUCACCGUCCACCUCAGCUGACCACCUAUCCCAGGGCCUCUCCCCGCCCCCCCUGUCGGCCAAUACCAGCUCGGCCCCGGCCACUCCGCAGGUCAACCGGAGCGCUAGGCCCCCGCCCCCGAGGCCCCCGGUCACACCCAGCCCACUGGCGUCCUCUACCACUGUCCCCGUUCCACCCCCCAAGCGGACGUGUAAGGAGAAUCCCUUCAACAGGAAAGCGUCGCCGUCCCCAGGGGCCACUCCUAAAAGCCGGCCCCCUCGAGGCCCUCGGCCAGCCCGGCCCCCUGCCCCCGGCCAUGGCUUCCCCCUCAUCAAACGCAAGGUGCAGUCGGACCAGUUCAUCCCCGUGGAGGACAUCCACGGAGAGAUGACCGACUUGGAGAGAAGGCUGGACGAGCUGGAGCAGCGAGGGGUGGAGCUGGAGAGGAAACUCCGAGACAACCCCAGCGGUGAGGAGGAGGAGACUCUGCUCAUAGACUGGUUCACUCUGAUCCAUGAAAAACACCUCCUGGUUCGCCGCGAGGCAGAACUGGUCUACACGGCCAAACAGCAGAACCUGGAGGAAAGGCAGGCAGAUGUGGAGUAUGAACUGAGGUGCUUACUUAACAAGCCAGAGAAAGACUGGAGUGAGGAGGACAAGGGCAGGGAACAGGAGCUGAUGAAGGAGUUGGUCACCGUCAUCGAACAGCGGAACCAAAUCAUCAACAGCAUGGAUCAGGACAGGCAGAGGGAAGAGGAAGAGGAUAUGCUGGUGGCGACCAUGUUGAAGAAAAAAGAUUUCCAGAAGGAGUCAGCAGCAGAGGGCGAACAGCAGCCACAGCAGAAGAAGAAAGAAAAGAAGUUCAAGCCCAUGAAAGUUCUCAAGAGGUUGAGUGUGAACCAAGGCAAGGGCGGGAGCCCCCACAAGGACAAGCCGGAGAAGGACAAGAGCUGAGCGAGGUUCGGAGAAACCCGGUGUCCGUGCCGCCCUUCACCGAGGGACACACUGGGCUAAACCGCUGAGGUGACGAUGGAGAAGAGAGGGGAAAAAAAGAAGUCGGUCGCGGGAGAGAGAAAAUAAACCAACCCCCAGGCGUCACCGCUGUGUUAAGGCUGUAAGCUGUAAUACCCUGCCCCUCUGCUUCUACUGUAGCGGGCCGUUCUGGUCCAUCCUCUGCCCUUCACACUCCGAUGUGUCCUGGACUGGUUUCACUUGCCUUUGCGUGAACGUCUGAAGUGGGAAACCGCUCAAGUGCUUUAAGAUGAAGGGGAUUGGAGAUCUCAAAGACUGAGUUCAGGCACAGGUGUUUUGACUGUAACAUGCUUCUGUCCCCUUUAAACCGUUCCCGUUUGCACAUUGUACGACCAGGCCUUUUUAAAUGGGGUUUUGACAAAGAUGUAAGUGUGAGAACACUCCCUGGAUUUCAGAACGUUUGACGUUCAAGGUAUUCUUUUAAUUCCUAAUGGGUGUUGCGUACUAUGGCUGUUUACAUAGGCAGUCCUAUUCUCAUCACAUCCAUUUUCAGAACUGGGCUUAGUGGUCAAAAGAUUAAUGAAAAAUGGAGGUCUGAAUUGGGCUGCCUCUGUAAACUUAACCUUAAAGUUGUACUUCUCAGAGUUGGAGUUGUCUGGUUUGAGUCUGUGGUACUUCUGGAAUAUUCUCUUUUUAAACGGUUGUCGGUAGUAAAUACUGUACAUGUUAUGAUGACGGAGCAUUUAAAAUGCAAAUACUUACAAUAGCUUGUGGUGAGGGGAUGUUUUUUUUU
Messenger RNA from Esox lucius (northern pike), 4670 nucleotides. RefSeq names its product MICAL-like 1a (gene micall1a). NCBI's taxonomy places the organism in Eukaryota, Metazoa, Chordata, Actinopteri, Esociformes, Esocidae. The record is from RefSeq and is a predicted model, not a curated record. The transcript has 16 exons. Gene Ontology annotation, molecular function: protein binding. Bases 908 to 3859 code for a protein of 983 amino acids.